Molecule: messenger RNA, 2076 nt
Organism: Melopsittacus undulatus (budgerigar)
Lineage: Eukaryota; Metazoa; Chordata; Aves; Psittaciformes; Psittaculidae
Product: T-lymphocyte activation antigen CD86
Exons: 6
Coding region: 52-903 (283 amino acids)
Biological process (GO): cellular response to lipopolysaccharide; T cell costimulation; positive regulation of T cell proliferation
Cellular component (GO): external side of plasma membrane
Source: RefSeq, a predicted model, not a curated record
CACUGAUCCAAAUCCAACCCAUAAAGCAAGGCAAGCAAUGUUAUCUGUGUCAUGGAGGUCUUCAUAUUCUUCCUUUAUACUAUGAUACUUCUCCCAGGUACCACCGGCACCGUGUAUCAGGUGAAGUCAUUUCUCAACCACACUGCAUACCUAUCCUGCUAUUUUCCAAACUCUCAGAAAAGUGACAUAAAGGAUUUAAUAGUUUUUUGGCAAAAAGGCUUUGAAGUGGUGCAUGAAGUGUACUACGGCCAAGAAAAACAUGAUAAUGUUAGUCCUGAUUAUAAAAAUCGCACCAAGAUGGAUAUGGACAAAUGGACCUUGCAGCUGUUAAAUGCAGGGAUUGUGGAUGAGGGACUGUAUGCGUGUAUCAUACAGCAGAGAGUUGAAGGAAUUUCAAGAGUCAUACAUCAAUCUGAGUGCUUACUGCACAUCAUUGCCAACUAUAGUCAACCUGAGAUAGCACGGCUGCACAAAGGGGAACUAAAGCCCAAUGAAUAUUUGAAGCUUUGCUGUUCUUCCAGUGGAGGUUAUCCAGUGCCCGAGCAAAUGACUUGGUUAAUUUCACAUGAAAACAAAACACUCAGGCUUAUGAAUGAUAUGGAUAUCUCACAGGAUGCUGUAACAAAGCUGUACAAUGUUACUACCAAGCUGAAUACCACAGUUCCUACAAACACCCUCACUAAUAUCAGCUGCUUGCUUUACCUUGGAGAGGAGCUGGGGAGCCUUGUCUCAGUGCCACUAAGCAUAGAGAUAAUUCAAGAGGAAGAAAGAGAGCAACUGAAGAUACAUUUCUUUGGCCCACUUAUAGCUGUGAUUGUACUGAUCACAAUUCUUCUAGGUUUUGUGAUCUUGAAGAACAGAAAUAUCUCAUCCAGCAACCAGGGAGUCAGUCUAGCAGUCUAGAAGCUAUCCAGCUUGAAACUGCAGCCAUUAGCCAGACUGCUGACUGGAAACUGUCUCUGCACAUAGCAAGGCCUGAGGUCCUGUGUUCUUACAUGGUGUGCCAGAAAAAGAAUCCUCCCAGAUAUCCAACAGAACAACAUGCAACAUUUUUACCUGAUGGUUAAAAUACACUGUCCAGUGUUCUCUGCUUUUACUUUUGUUCCAGAAUGGUAGUAAAUAUGAUGCUCUGCCUGUCUGCAUAACUACCUUUUUGCUGUAUCUUCCAUUACAUACCGUGACAUUGUAAAACCCUGAGAGUCAAUGAAGAAAGCAGAGCUGUGUGGGUCUCAGAAGAUUCAGAAAUAGAAAGUGUUAGGCUACAACCUGUGAAUCACAACCAUCACUGGAAACAUGAUCAGAGGCAGGUUAUUAAUUAUGAGCCAUAAAUGCUUUUGGGAUAGCCAGUGUGACUUUGUACCAGUAACUUUCUUGUAAAGCUCCAUCACUGAAAGAGGAAAUUCAAGGCAAUUCCCCACUCUCUGAGACAAGUUACACAAUUCCUAUGAGACAUUUGAAACUAGAAAUCACCUGAAGGAAAGACUUGCUUUAAACAUAAUUGCUGGUUAUCUUUUUUUUAGUAUCUUCCAAGCUUAAUAACCCAGACAGUUCCUGGACUUCCAGGAAUUCUGCUGGAUCCUGUACUAGUUCAGGUGGAUGCAGGGACAGAAAACGAAAGCAUGAGGUAUCAUUCAUAUGUGUAGAAAUCUACAUAUACAAAAUGAAGCUAAUCAUAUAAUGGAAAAAUAUAAGUGGGUUGUCUUGCAAUUUAUUUGACUGUGUUCUCCUUUUCUGAAGCUUGCUUCAACCCCUGAGGAUAGAGCAAUCCAUACACUGUGGUAUGCCCAGAUAUUGGAAGUAGUUUUAACUUUCAGAAAAGAUUCUCCAUUUCACUCAGAAAGGAAAUUUUUAGUCUGGGGACUUAGAAUCUCCUUGGUUUCUGCUGGGUACAAAUACUCUUUUCUGUCAAAUUAUGUGAGUUGCUAGAUUCCACCUAAAUUUUUACUCCACUUUCAAGUGUGUGAGAGAAUUUGCAUGUCCUUUUGAGUCAGCUAAACCGUUUCUGAGUCAGUUUAUUAAGCUAUUACACUAACAUUCCAAAUAUUGACAUUCAGAUUAAUAUCAUUCAAAUUUUAU